This is a messenger RNA of Hypanus sabinus (Atlantic stingray), 3338 nucleotides long. RefSeq names its product gastrula zinc finger protein XlCGF57.1-like. Gene Ontology annotation, molecular function: DNA-binding transcription factor activity, RNA polymerase II-specific; RNA polymerase II cis-regulatory region sequence-specific DNA binding. The record is from RefSeq and is a predicted model, not a curated record. Bases 452 to 2344 code for a protein of 630 amino acids. NCBI's taxonomy places the organism in Eukaryota, Metazoa, Chordata, Chondrichthyes, Myliobatiformes, Dasyatidae. Gene Ontology annotation, cellular component: nucleus. The transcript has 3 exons. Gene Ontology annotation, biological process: central nervous system development; regulation of transcription by RNA polymerase II.
CACGCAUGCGCGUAGUACACCGAAGGCCUUGAAAAUUUCUGGUGCAGGUUCCAAAUGACAAGAAAUUUCUCUACGGGAAUCUAAAAUGCACCACGCCAGUUUUGCUGAAUCUGUCCAGAUAUUUAGGAAGUGGAGCAAGGGAUUCACUCGAUCAUCCUUCCUGCUCAGGCUGUGGGGAGGAUUUCACUCUAUCAUCUGACCGACUGGCACGCCUGUCAUUUUAAACAGGUGAUUCCCAUUCAUCUGCUCAGACGGUAUGAAUGGAUUCAGAUAUUUCAGCUAAAGGGACAUCAGCAAGUUCACACUGGGACAAUGCCAUUCACCUGAUCUCUGUGUGAGAAGGGAUUCAGUAGGUCUUCCCUCCUGUGAACAAACCUGUCAAUUCACACUGGGGCAGAGGCCUUUCACCCGCUCAGACUGUGUGAAGGGAUUCACUAAGUCAUCCACCCUAAUGGCUCACCAACGAGUUCACACUGGGGAGAGGCCGUUCACCUGCUCAGACUGUGGGAAAGGCUUCAGCUGCUCAUCUAAACUGAAGGUACAUCAGAGAAUUCACACUGGGGAGCGGCCAUUCACCUGCUCAGACUGUGGGAAGGGAUUCACUCAGUCAUCUGAACUGAAGGUACAUCAGAGAGUUCACACUGGCGAGCGGCCGUUCACCUGCUCAGACUGUGGGAAGGGAUUCACUCAGUCAUCUAAAUUGAAGGUACAUCAGCAAGUGCACACUGGGGAGAGGCCAUUCCCCUGCUCAGACUGUGGGAAGAGAUUCACUCAGUCAGCCCACCUACGAGCACACAGGUCAGUUCACACUGGGGAGAGGCUGUUUACCUGUUCAUACUGUGGGAAGGGAUUCAUUUUGUCGACUCAGCUACUGAGACACCAGUCAGCUCACACUGGGGAGAAGCCAUACACCUGCUCAGUGUGUGGGAAGGGAUUCACUCGGUCAUCCGCCCUAAUGGCUCACCAGCGGGUUCACACCGGUGAGUGGCCGUUCACCUGCUCGGACUGUGGGAAGAGAUUCACUCAGUCAUCUCACCUACAAGCACACAGGUCAGUUCACACGGGGGAGCGGCCAUUUACUUGCCCGUACUGUGGGGAGGGUUUCACUUUGUCAUCUCAGCUACUGAGACACCAGUCAGUACACACUGGGGAGUGGUCGUUCACCUGUUCAGACUGUGGGAAGGGAUUCACUCAGUCAUCUCAACUGAAAGUACAUCAAAGAGUUCACACUGGGGAGCGGCCGUUCAGCUGCUCAGACUGUGGGAAGGGAUUCACUUGCUCAUCUAAACUGAAGGUACAUCAACGAGUUCACACUGGAGAGAGGCCGUUCACAUGCUCAGUCUGUGGGAAGCGAUUCACUCGGUCAUUUCAUCUGAAGGUACACCAGCGAGUUCACACUGGGGAGAGGCCGUUCACCUGCUCAGACUGUGGGAAGGGAUUCUCUUGCUCAUCUCAACUGAAGGUACAUCAGCGAGUUCACACUGGAGAGAGGCUGUUCACCUGCUCAGAGUGUGGAAAGGGAUUCACUCGGUCAUCCACCUUACUGGUACAUCAGCGAGUUCACACUGGGGAGAAGCCGUACACCUGCUCAGUCUGUGGGAAGAGAUUCACUGAGUCAUCCACCUUACAGAGUCAUCAGCGAGUUCAUACUGAGGAGAAGCCGUUCACCUGCUCAGAAUGUGGGAAGGGAUUCAGACAGGUAUCCCAUCUACUGAGUCAUCAGCGAGUUCACACUGGGGAGAAGCCAUUCACCUGCUCAGAAUGUGGGAAGAGAUUCGCUCACUCAUCCAACCUACUUUGUCAUCAGCGAGUUCACACUGGAGAGAGGCCAUUCACCUGCUCAGAGUGUGGGAAGGGAUUCACUCGGUCAUCUCAACUACUGACACACCAGCAAGUUCACACUGGGGAGUGGCCUUUCACCUGUUCAGAAUGUGGGAAAGGAUUCACUGAGUCAUACACCUUACUGGUGCAUCAGCGAGUUCACACUGGGGAGAGGCCAUUCACCUGCUCAGAAUGUGGGAAGACAUUCACUCAGUCAUCCAAUCUACAGAGACAUCAUCGAGUUCAUAUUGGGAAGAAGCCAUUCACCUGCUCAGAAUGUGGGAAGAGAUUCGCUCACUCUUCCAACCUACAUAGUCAUCAGCGAGUUCACACUGGGGAGAAGCCGUUCACCUGCUCAGUCUGUGGGAAGACAUUCACUCGGUUAGCUAACCUACAGAGACAUCAGCAGGUUCACACUGGGGAGAAGCCGUUUACCUGCUCAGUCUGUGGGAAAGGAUUCACUCAGUCAUCCCAAAUACUGGAACACAAGUCAGUUCAUAGUGGGGAGUGGCCAUUGUUAUGAAUCCCUAGGUUUCAUUUGAUAUGGACUGUCAUUUUAAGAGAGAUUCCGAAGGUGAAUCAGUCUGACUCGCAGCUUGUUUAGUUUUAACCGAGGACACAGACACUCAGAGUCAGACGGAGACGAAGGAGGAAAAAUGGAAGAAUCGAAACCAGGGAACCAGUGGCCAAGGGUCACUGUUUGUAACUUUACUUUGCCACAAGGGUGGACAAAUUAUCGAUUCACCGUACAUCGAAUGUGUGGUUGUCACCUCAUUUAACCCAUAGGAGUGGAUCUGAUUUGGGGUAUCCUGCAGAGACCACUUAUGUGUUAACCCUUGCCUGGGUGUGAUGUGGUUAUUCAUUUGAAGAUGAUACCCCUCAUGACACGUUACAUUCGGUGAUAAUUCGUAUGUAGAUUUGUAAAGAUGACGGAUAAAAGCUACAGCUAUUGUUCUCUCAUUUUAACACUGUGGAACCUGUAGAACAGACAGGCAGACUGAUCCUGAGGGAACUCGAGUUUUGUUACAGCCACACCAACCAAGAAUAGUGUAGAAAUAUACCAAUAUAAAACCAUCAAUAAUUAAAUAAUAAUAAUUUAAUCUUUGCAAGUGGAAAUAAGUCCAGGAGCAGCCUAUUGGCUCAGUGUGUCUGACACUCCGAGGGAAGAUUAGAAAAGUUUGAUGGCCAUAGGCAGGAAUGACUUCCUGUAACACUCAGUGUUACAUCUCGGUGGAAUGAGUCUCAGGCUGAAUGUUAUAUGGUUAAAGCAUGAUGAUGAAAUUGAACAUCCAGUAGCUUAUUUCUCAAAGAAAUUUAAUGCGCAUUAGAAAAAUUAUGCCACCGUUGAGAAAGAGCUGCCAGCAUUGCAAUACUUCGCUGACUACAUAUGUCCUGCGCAGAAGCCACUUGUGGUUUACACGGACCAUAAUCCAUCAGUGUUUCUGGGUAAAAUGAAUGAUAAGAAUAGAAGGUUGCUGAACUGGAGUCUGAUCUUGGAAGAUUUUGACUUGGAAAUA